Molecule: messenger RNA, 1104 nt
Organism: Monopterus albus (swamp eel)
Lineage: Eukaryota; Metazoa; Chordata; Actinopteri; Synbranchiformes; Synbranchidae
Gene: gpr25
Product: G protein-coupled receptor 25
Exons: 1
Coding region: 1-1104 (367 amino acids)
Biological process (GO): G protein-coupled receptor signaling pathway; immune response; cell chemotaxis
Cellular component (GO): membrane; external side of plasma membrane
Molecular function (GO): C-C chemokine binding; C-C chemokine receptor activity
Source: RefSeq, a predicted model, not a curated record
AUGGAUGCCUACACUGACUUUCCUUUUUACUAUGACUACCCUGAGAAUGUUACUCAAGAGGACUUAAUUAUUGAUCUGAAAUGUACCAGCUCACACCUCCAUGGGACCAAUACCUUCCUGUCCAUGGUGUAUUUCCUCAUAUUUUUCACUGGGUUUUUGGGCAACCUCUUUGUAAUCUCAGUUUUGGGCAGCAAAGAUAGGAGAGGUGGGCGGCUGGUGGACACGUUCAUUAUCAACCUGGCUGUGGCUGACCUCAUCUUUGUCAUCACACUGCCUCUGUGGGCCAUCUCUGUCAGCCAGAGCAACAACUGGAACUUCGGAUCUGCUGGGAACCUGCUGUGUAAGCUGAGCAGCUACAUAAUUGCUGUGAACCGCUUCUCCACCAUCUUCUUUCUUACCUGCAUGAGUGUUGACCGCUACCUGGCUGUGGUGAAACUGAUGGAUUCGAGGUACCUGAGGAGAAGCUGGUACACUCGUGUCACUUGUGCUGCAGUCUGGUUGAGCUCCCUGCUGCUUGGCAUCCCAUCCUUGGUGUACCGCUCAGUGGAGCAGUUCGGUGAAAAACUGCACUGUGUGGAAGAUUCAAGCUCACUACUUUUUCUUGGCCUGAGCCUGACCAUAGCAUUACUCACCUUUGUCAUGCCUGUGUUAAUCAUUGUGCUCUGCUAUGGCACCAUCAUCAUGCAUCUCAACAAGCACCGUGUUGCUGCUGCAAAUCCUCGAACCGAAGCCCGCCACAAACACUCCGUCAAGAUGGUCCUCUCCAUUAUAGUGGCUUUUGUGGUGUCCUGGCUCCCCUUCAACAUCUUUAAAGCUAUUAUAGCUAUGUCAUACAUCUUAAACAUUGAUGCGAGCUGUGAGACUCAGUCCUGGCAAAAAAAUGGACUCACCAUUUCAUGCUGCCUGGCCUUCCUCAACAGCUGUGUGAAUCCGGUCAUUUAUGUCUUUCUGGAUAAUCACUUCAGACGACGGGCCGUGAUGCUGUACAAGACCUGUGUAAGAAGAUCAAAGGUACUGCAGAGCUACAACUCUUCAGCCUCUUUCACCACUGGCAGUUCAGAGAGUUCUACUAGAGGGAGAACUCAGCUUCAGAUGCUUAGGUAG